UCAGUGGGCGGCGUUGCGAAUCGUUUCCAUGGCGAAUGAGCAGCUCCAUUGUGAAUGUUUCGAUUUCCCCACAAGUGGCGCGAGCGCUUAUAUUUAAUUGGAGUGCAUGGAUAUCUUCACGGCACGACACAGCAGAUAGCGCGUGGGAGGCUGACUGCCGGAAUGUCUCUGUAGAGGUUGAGAAAAACCACAGUGUAGUAGAUGUAUUGCGUCUAACGGGCUGGGAAUAUCUAUGGCCCAGGUGGCGCAAUGUUGGCAGAUGGCAGCCACUUGCAUCUGAAACAUUUGCACAGGAGGCGAAGGCAACCUUCAAGUACGUUGACCAAUUGCAACAGGAGGAUGAUUUGAUCUCCAAGCCCGAGUUCAAACUUGCAUUCAGUCUGGCAGCAACAGAACUCUCAAUCUUUCCAUUUUGUGUGUCUUUGCAUGAUCGCUUUUGGAACAACAGCCAAGCCUGGGCUUUAACAGCUGGCGCCACUGACGCCAUGAACCGAUCAAGGUGGGACUUGGUUUGGUCGCGAUACGUUCCACCUUUGGACUUCUCGAAACCCUCCAGUGAUUCUGCUUUCCACUACCUUGAUGCUGAUGCAGAUGACAGCAUUAGCAAGCAAGAAUUUGAAUCCCUAUUCAAACUUUGUCACAACACUCCUACUUCUAGCACGUUCAGAUCAACUUCAAGCGCUCCUACCUCCCCUACUACAUCCAGCAGAAUUACCACAAUGACUACAUUGUCCACAUCAACAUUGACCACAUUCACAACACCAGUCUCGUCGACAACGUUGCUUUCCUCUACUGCGUUAACAACGCGAACAACAUCUAGUGGAUCAAGUUCAUGGACAAGCUUGGCUUCAACCACUACGUCCUCAAGAUUGUCGCAACUGACGACUAUCUCAACGCGUACUGCCACAUCCACAUAUGCUUCAGCUGUGGUGUUGCCUGCUAAACAUGUGCAUACCCAUUGCUGCUAUGAAGUGUCGGCUCAAUGCUUGUCAUGCAUUGCUGGAAUUACCGUAGAGGAGCUUUGCUCCAGAGAUUCAAUGAGUCUCACACCAGGCUGCCAGGGCGCGCCAGUGGUGAUUGCGCAGGCUGCGCCGGGUGGCCCCCACGCCAAUGCCGAAGUCAGCACAACUUUGCCACCCCACUACAAGGAGGUUCGAGAAGAUCCGACAAAUCACGUCGGGUGCCCAUUGUUUGGCAUGGCAUACUCUCCUGCUCUUCCUGGCUUCAAAGAAAGCAAGGAGGAGGGAAUAGCUGGGUGCCAGGCAAGGUGCCAUCAGUCCCUGGGCUGUGGUUUCUUCAGCUUCAGGAGGAACUCAGGCCGCUGUCAACUUCAUCCACUCAACGCCACCUGUGUGGUGGAUCCUGAGGCAAUUGCUGGCCCGCCACUUUGCAUUGCUCGGUUUCAGGCCCGGGUAGCUUCAGUUGACUUUGGGCUACUGUCGAAGGUGCAAUUGACCAACCUCCACGCCAGCCUCCCAAAUGCUUUUGCUCAGCACUGGCAUGUUCCUUCCUCAAAGGUUUUGGAUGUGGAAGGGAAAGCAGGUGCUGUUACCCUCAUGCCUGGCAGCCUUCUGGCAGAGGGCAAGGUUUUACUGCCAGCUGGCACAGCAGUGGCUGACAUUGAAAAGGCUUCGGAUCAGGGCAAGAACUUGGAGCUGCGGAAGGAGGUCUCCAAGAUUUUUCUCAGCAUGGACGUGCCGUAUGAGCCUGAUAUUGGCUCUAGCGAUGUGGAGGCAGGAUUUCCAUUGAGCAUGGUCAUUCAAGCACAGCCUGACUGCUUUUUAGCUCGGUGUCGGCGCCAAAAAAGGAUGCUUCCCAAGAGCGGGCUCUAGCAAGAAGGCCGUCUCGGGCAAAAGAGGGUACCUCCGAAAAGCGGGUUCUAGCGAUAGGGCAUUGGACAAAGCAGGACAACGUUCUGUUUUCCUCCGCUGAGCAGGAGAAGGUGCGGGCUGAAUCUGUUGCCGCUUGCCAGAAGAUGUGUGUUGAGUCUGGGGUUUGCGAAGUCUUCAGUUUCUUCGCCAACUCCCACCAGUGUUUUUUGCAAGGGGGAAACUUGAGGGCGGUCCACAAUGAGGAUGCUGUGUCUGGCCCUGCCAAGUGUCCUUCCAUUCCCCAUGUCCGUGCCCGUGCCUGGGCUGACCAGUUGCCAGGAGAAAUUGCCGCAGAGUCCAAAGCAGCCAUGGAUGCAAUUGAGAAAGUUCCGGCACCGUAUUUGAUUUUGGCGUGCCUUCUGAUGCUGGUGCUGAUGGUAUUUUGCAUUAUGCGUUGCUGUCGCUCACAGGGGAAAGGCAAGAAGCCAGCUGGGAAAUGGCACAAACAGGCUCUCUACUUGCCUAUCGCUGAAGAUGAGGACGACCAGGGCAUCUCAGCACCAGGAGCCCGAGAGGUCAGAAGCAGGACUGAGGAAGCUGGCUCUGAAGUGGUGCAAGGUGCACAAGCCCCCUGGUCACCUCCUGAUGCCUUCGGCUUUCACGGUCCAGAAAAGCUGUCUUGGAGGCAGCCAGGUGCGCAGGCUCUUUGACGCAAAAAGGCGUUGAACCUACGUGCAAGCCAUGACUGCCAAUGCAUCGGCUUUCGGCCAU
Messenger RNA from Durusdinium trenchii, 2582 nucleotides. NCBI's taxonomy places the organism in Eukaryota, Dinophyceae, Suessiales, Symbiodiniaceae. The record is from the annotation of a GenBank genome assembly.